Molecule: messenger RNA, 12132 nt
Organism: Delphinapterus leucas (beluga whale)
Lineage: Eukaryota; Metazoa; Chordata; Mammalia; Artiodactyla; Monodontidae
Source: RefSeq, a predicted model, not a curated record
AUAAGUGAGAAGUCAGAAACUAUCAAAGUUUCUCAUAAUAAAAAGUAAUGGUUUGAGUGUUCAAGGACAAUAGCCAUCUGACUUUGGUUAUUCAAUAUGCAGAACAGACAAGGAUAUUGCAGCUAUUGCUGUGUGCCCUAUAAUAACCUGGAACAGCAUAUAUCCAGUGAUCAGCACAGGUACUUGACCACACAGAGUAGACAAUGGAUGGCUACCACUAGUUUGAUGGAUCGUUUCUUGCAGGAUGUUCUGAGGCACCACCCAUAUCGUUAUCAAGAAAGCAGAUCAAUGCAAAAUGAGAGACUUCAUAUGACUACUGUGUCACCUUCUGGAGUGGUUCCGAAUGAUGAUUUUGUUCCUGAAAUAAUGACUGAGGAUGCUACUGGAGUCAGAGAAGAGAUGUCUUCCAAGGCUUCUGAACCUGUUGAAGAGCUGUAUUCUAAACCUAGUAAAUCUCAGGAAUAUAUACAGAGUGUUUCAAUUCGGCCAUCGGUUAUUCAAAAACUGGAGAAAGGACAGCAGCAGCCCUUGGAGUUCAUUCAUAAAAUUGGGAGCCAUAUGAAAGAAUUUAACCCAGUUGGUAUUGGUCAUGCUACAAAUAAUAGACAAAACGUAAUAUAUUCAUCAGUGGUUUCUAAUGCUCCUGUUAGUUGUUUACCUGAAAGUUCUCAUGAAAGACCAGUUACAACUAAUGCUACUACUGGGUUACCACUAGGAUCCCAUUUGGAUUCAGUUAACAAAUGUGACCCAAACAAAGUUGACAAAUACUUUAAACAGCUAGACAGGGGCUCUAGAAACCCUGUGCUAUCAUCCCAUCCAGAAACUUCUUCAAUAACUUAUCAGAAACCUAAAGAAUCAAACAGGAAAUCUUUAUGUAUAAAUUCAGAUAAAUUGGUUAUACAGGAAGAUGUGAAAUCUCAGGGUAAAACUUUGUCAACUGGCUCUAAAGUCCAUGAAUUUGUGGGUGCUGAAGGCUUCUUAAAAUUGGAAUCUCUUUCCAGAUUUACAGUAAACCCAACAGUCAACCUGAAUAAAACUGACAUGCCUUCUAAUAAAGGAAUCUUUGAAGAUGGCAUUCCAAAGCAUCAUGAGAAAUUCUUUCCUAAUAUGGAUCAUACCCAAGAAGGAAAGCAUUUGGUCUUUAACAAGUCAGCCUUCUUGGAACAGAAGAUCUCAGUGAGUUCUGAAAUGAAGUUUGCUGGUGGCUAUCUUCAGUCAGCAUCUGAUCACCAUGAAGAGGCUGUGCCAGACCUUUGGAAGGAGGAGCAAAUUGACCAAGAAGAUAAGAACUGUGAAUCAAGAGGUUCUGAAAUGAGUUCUGAUGGCAGUUCCUCUUUUUAUUCACUGACGGACCAAUCUAAAGUGACUGCCAAAGAAAUAAACCUCUUAAAGGAAGUACAUGCUGACUUGCAGUAUAAGAACAAUAAAUCUUGUGUUUCUGAAAUAAGCUCUGAUUAUGAUGGCUCCCUUCAGUUGACUUCCAACCAAACUCAAGUAAUUGUUAAAGACGUAAGUGUUCAGAAGGCAAUGCAUAUUAGGCUGGUUGAUGAAAGCUAUGAAUCUAGUGAUUCUGAGAUGAAUUUUCAUGGUGAUGCCUCACUUCAGUCAACUGAUAACUACCCCCAACAGCGUGAAAAAGAAGUAAACCUUCCCAAGGGGGCACACGUUGGCUUGGUUGAUAUGAACUAUGGAUCUGGUAGCUCUGAAAUAAGUGCUGAUUCUGUUUUCUCACGUCAGUCAGUGGUUGACCAAUUCCCAGUGGCUGUCACAGAAACAAAACUCUGGAAGAAGGUUCACAUUAGCUUGGUUGAUAAGAACUAUGGAUCGAGUUGUUCUGAAACAAGUUUCGACUGUGAUGUUUCUCUUCAGUCAGUAGUUGACCAUCCUCAACUGGCUGUCAGAGAAAGAAACCUGGAGCAUAGGCUUGUGUAUCUGAAAGAUAAGGAUCGUAAGCCUAGUAGUGCUAAAGCACAUCUUGAUUGUGAUGUCUCUCUUCAGACCAUGACUGAUGAACCUCAGAGGGCUGUUGAAGAAAUCUAUCUUCUGAAAGAGAAGAAUAACAUUGUGGAUAUGAACUGUGGGUCUCAUGGUCCUGAGAUGAAUUUUCAUCUGAUGAAAACAGAUGCUAAGUUAGUGCCUGACCAAUCCCAAGUGGCAGGUAAAGAAGUAAACGCUCAGGAAGUAGCUCUUGACCUGGAGAAUAAGAGUGUUAAAUCUAGCAUUUCUGAUCUAAGUUUUGAUUCUCAUGCUUCUCUUUAUCGAUCAGCUAAUGAUCAACCUCAGGGGGAUUGUGGUGAAAUAAAUCUGAAAGCGUUAAGUGUUGAUAUGGAAGUUAAGAGCUAUGGGUGCUCCAGUUCUGAGUUGAGUUUUGAUUCCGAUCCUCCUCUUAUGUCAGUUACUGAGUAUACUGAGCUGGAUGUUGAAGAAAUAAGAAAGAAGCACGUUAACCUGGAAGAUGAGAGCUUUGAGUCAAUUAGCUCCAAAAUAACUUUUGAUUCUGAUAUUCCUCUUCACUCAGUAGUUGACCAAUCUCAAGUAGCCAUUUAUGAGGAGGAGUCUAUUGAUCUGGGAAAUAAGAGUAAUGAAUCUUGUGUUUCUGAAAUAACUUUUGAUUCUGAUAUACCUCUUCAUUCAGGGAUUUAUCAACCUGAAGUAGCUGCUAAAGAAACAUUCAUUCAGAAAGAAGAGUAUAUACACUUAGGAGGGAAGGAUGAUGAACCCACCGGUUCUGAAAUAAGUUUGGAUUCUUAUAUCCCUUUUCAGUCAGUGGUUAACCAUCCAGAAGAAGCUGUUAAAAAGCUAAAUCCUCAAAAAGAAGAGUGGGCACCCUUAGAAAAUAAGGAAAAUGAACCUUGUGGUUCUGAAUUAAGUUUUGAUUAUGAUGUUUUCCGUUCAGUGACUGGAUGUUCUGAAGAUCCCAUUAAAGAAAGAAACCUUCUGAAAGAGGAGAUUAUACACUUAGAAAGUAAGGGUAAUGUACCUGUUGUUUCUGAAAGCAGUAUGAAGUCUGAUAUUUCUUUUCAUUUAGUGACUGAUCAUCCUGGCAUAGCUAUUAAAGAAGUAAACCAAAAAGAAGAAUAUGUAAAUUUAGCAGAUAAAGGUAAUGAGUUAAGUGUUUUUGAAACAAGUUUGGAUUCCAAUAUCCCUCUUCAGUCAGUGAUUCACAAACCUGAAGUGGUUGUUAAAGAACUAUGGCUUCAAAAAGAAAAGCAUGCUAAGUUAAAAGGUAAAAGUGCUAAAUUCAGUGGUUCUGAAAUAAAUUUAGAUUCUGAUUAUUCAAUGACUGAAACUCAAAUAGCUGUUAAAGAAAUAGAUGUUCAGAAAGAAAAACGUGUUGUUCUAGAGAUCAGGAGUGAUAAAUAUAGUGGUUCUGAAAUAGCUUUGGACUCUGAUGUCCCUCUUCAGUCAAUGAAUGAAAAACCUCAAAUAACCAUUUUAAAGGAGGACCAUGUUGACCCAGAAGAUGAAAGUACUGUACCUAGAGGUUUUGAAAAAAAUUUGGGUACUGAUACCCCUCUUCAUUCAGUCAUUGACCAACCUCGACUAGCCCUUUUGAAGGAAAAACAUGUGGAUCUGGAAGAUACAAACAAUGAAUCUAGUGAUGGUAAAAUAGCUUUUCAUUCUGAUGACCCUCUUCAGCCAUUGACUGAACAAUUUCAGGAAGUGGUUGAAAAAACAAACCUGUGGAAAGAAGAGGAUAUGGGCCAGAAGAAUAAGGUUGAUGAACCUAAUGCUUCUAAAUUAAUACAUAAUUCUGAUGUUCCUCUUUUGUCUGUGUCUGAUCAACCUGAAGUAGCUGUUAAACGAAUAAACAUCAAGAACGAAGGUCAUGUGUACUUGGAAGAUAAGAACAGCCAAUAUAGUGGUUCUGAAAUGAGUUUGAAUUCUGAUCUCUUGGUUCAGUCAGUAGUUGAUCAUGCUCAGAUAACUAUUUUGGAGCAGGAGCAUACUGAGCUAGAGGAUAAGCACAAUCAAUCUUGUGGCUCUGAAAUAAGUUUUGAUUCUGUUGAUCCCCUUCAGUCAGUGGCCAACCAGCUUAGAGAAACUGUUAAAGAAGUAAGCCUUUGGAAGGAUGAAGUUGACAUGGAAGAUAAGAGAGAUGAAUCUAAGUGUUUUGAAAUUGUGUAUGAUUCUGAUGUCCUUUUUCAGUCAGUGGCUGGCCAAACUAAAGUUAAGGAGAUCAACCUUUGGGAGGAGGAUGUUGACUUGGAAGAUAAGGUGGUCAAACCUAGUGAUUCAAAAAUAAAUUUUGUUUCUGAUGAACCUCUUCAGUCUGUGGCUAAUGAAAUUCAAGAGGCUAUUCCAGAAAUAAAUCUUCUGAGGGAGGGACAUGUUUGUCUGUGUACUAAGAGCUAUGAACCCAAUGAUUCCGAAGUCAUUUAUGUUUCAAAUGCCCAUCUCCAAUCAGUGGUUGAGCAACCACACAUAUUGGAAGAGCAGAAAGCCAGUUUGGAAGAUAAGAGCAAUGAUCCUUGUGGUCCUGAAAUAAGUUUUGUUUCUGAUGAUCCCCUUCAGUUAGUGACUAGACCGCUUCAAAAAGCUGUUGAAGAAAUAGGUCUUUGGGAGGAAGGCCAUGUUUACCUGGAAAAUAAGAGAUAUAAACUAGGUGAUUUUGAAGUAAGUUAUGAUUCUGAUGUUGACUUCAUAGCUGGGCAUUCUCCUGUGGCUGUCAAAGAAAUAAACUUGCAAGAGAAGGAUCAUGACCUUCAUAAGAACUGUGAAUUUAGUGUUUCUGAAAUAAAAUGUGAUUCUGGUGUUCAUCUUCAGUUAGAAGUUGACCAACCUCAAGUGGUUUGCAAAGAAGUAAACUUUCAGAUGGAAAAGCAUCUUGGCAUGGAAGAAAGAGUCAGUGAACCUAGUGAUUCUGAAAUAAUGUGUGAUUCUGAUGUUCCUCUUCAAAUAGUGAUAAACGAACUUCAAGUGUCAGACAAAGAAGCAGAUCUUCAGAAGAUGCUAUUUGUGGACCUGAUGACCAGUGAUAACGAUUGUGAAAUGAUUUCAGAUUCUGAUGUCCAUUUUCAGCCAGUGAUUGACUCACCUCAGAUGACUGUCAAUGAAAUCAGCUGUAUAAAUGAAGAAAGUUUUGUUCCAGAAGAUGAGAACUGUGACUCUUCUGAUUCUGAACUAGGAUAUCCUCAAUCAGUGACAAACCAUUCCAAAAAGACCUUUAAAGUAGUAAACCAGAAGCAAGACUAUAUUAUUCUGGAAGAGACAAGCUGUGAGCCUUAUAUUUCUGAACUAAAUUUUCAAAUUGAUGCCUCUCAUCAGUCCAUGACUUCCCAGUCACAAGAGCCUAGGAAAAAAAAGGCCAAAUAUAUUGACCCCAAAGAUAAGAGCUGUCAAUCUAAUCAUCCUAAAAGAAAUUUUGAACGGGAGGAGACUUCUCAGCCAGUGACUCAGCAACGCCAGAAGGCUAACAAAGGAGUCAACCUUUGGAAAGAUGUCGAAAAUAUUGGCCUAAAAGAUAAGAACUGUGAAUCUAGUGUUUCUGCAGUGGAUUGUAAUGAGUCUCCUGAGUUGGUGAUUCAUCAAAUGCCUGAUAAAGAAAACCUUUUGAAGUUAAAACAUACCGAUCUAAAAAGUAUGAGCUGUGAACCUUGUGGUUCUGGGAUGAAUUUUCAAUGUGAUCCCUCUCUUCAGUCUGACAAUGACCAGCCUCAAGAAGCUGUUAAUAAAAUAGACCUAUUUGAGAAGAUGUCUUUUGACCUGAAAGAAACAAACCAUAAUUCCCAUUCAGGCUCUGUUCCCAUGGUUGAUUCUAUACGGAACCUGGAAAAAGCAAAGGAAGUCACAGAAGAUGAUCCUGAUGAACCAGUUCUUGAAGGCUUGCCUCAUGUCCCUCCUUCAUUUGUGGGGAAAACGUGGUCUCAGAUAAUGAGAGAAGGUGAUGUGAAAAUUAAUGCUCUCAUGAAGGAAUUUAAGAAAGGUCGUUUCCACUGUUACUUUGAUGAUGACUGUGAGACCAGGAAAAUUAAAAAAAAAAAAUCGAAUGAAGGAAAAAAGGUUACCUGGAGUGACCUCAAUCAGGACACUACAUCAAUUCAAGUUCUUUCGGAUUGUGAUGAUAAUGCAGGUGGUAUUUCAGAUGUUGAUGACUUUUCAGUGGCCUUAGAUAAACCUAGCCAUUAUCCUUCAGCAAAGAAGCAUUUUGAACAAACAUGCCGAGUGGCUUCUCCAUGCCAGGCUAUAAAAGUCAGCCAUGGAACUCAAACCAAUCUUGCAAGUCACCCAGGGACAAAAAGAAGAAUAACUGGACAAGAGAAAGACUCUCCAGUAAGGAAGCGUUUACUUUUACAGAAUGACAGAAAAACAAGAAAGAAAGUAAAAAUUGGAAAAGUUGAAUUUCCUGAGUCCUGUAUUACAGUUUUGAAGCCUUUGCAACCAAAUGCCUUAAUUUAUGUUCUUUCUUCAAAUAUUAAGCUGAAGAAAGGUGAAUCCAACAACUUCUCUAAACGGAGGCAUGGUAGUAGAAAUAAUUGGGAUCUUAGCAUACAGUACAAAUUUAACCAGAGUUCCUUUAAUUGUUAUGACCCAUUGAAUAAACAGAUUGUAAUUGAUCCUUCUUUGAACAUAGAAGUACCAGGGCCUGACAAGAAUAACUGUGUGGAAAUUCAUUUUAGCCACCUAAAUUCUAAUGCAGGAGAUGAUGAUACUUAUGUACAAAGCUCUGCUUCAGCACCUUUUAUGACAGUGUCAGUAGGACGUGAAUUAAUGGCACAUCAGGAGGCCAGUGAAUCUGUGUUUCUGGAAAAAUCCAAGAUUUUGAAUUCUAGUGAGGUUUCAAAAGAAAGUAAUUUCCAGUCAACUCUUUUAAAUCAUGAUGUUGCCAAAAUUUCUCUGAAAUCAAUUAGAAAUAAGUUUUUGGAAAGUAAAAGGAAAAUUCAGAGAAGGAAGGUGACAACUAAUAAUAAGCCAGGUUUUCCCAAAGAAGAUUGUAGACCAGUUAUUCCCCAGCAAAAAACCAGAAUUGCUUCAGAAAAACGGUCCAUUUGGAUUCAGACCAAACUAAGUGAUAUAAUUAAAAAGUAUAUUCCAAAAUACUCUGUGUUUUUGCGUCACAAAUAUUGGUCCAGGAGCACUUUCGUUAGGAUGCAUCUUAAGAAGAAAAAAUCUGAUGUCAGUAGGUUAAAGAAGGCAAAGAGACCAGCUAAAAUUCUUUCAAAUGCCUCGAUUCCAUCAGCUGGAGCUGAAGAGCAGUCAAGAGCUAUAGCAAGCUCUUCUCCCAAGCAACCUGUGCGGGGCUCUUCUGUCGUUGCAGGAAGUAAGAAGAAUGGUAAUAAAAAACGCCCUAGAAGACAACAGAGAAAACCUUCUAGACCUGUUAGAACAUAUGCUUUGAGAAGUUUGUAUUCUGGUGUACCAUAUUCUGAUAGAAUGAGGACACGGCUCUCUAACAAAUUGUGAGGUAAUGAGGUAAACUAGAGGUGUUUCUAUUAAGGGCUAGUUGAGGAUUCAGUACUUCAAUUGAAAAUAUAUUUGGUACCUAGUGUACAUAGCUUUCCUAACUUUGGUGAAAAAAAUGCACCUUCAACUAUUUUGCUAUAGACUUAUUUUUCAGAACUUUUAUAUUAAUUUAAAGUUAGUGUUUAGGGUCCUUUUUUUUUCAAAUUAAAAAACUUCCUUUGUCCAUUUGCUGUGGAAAAGCUUCAUCUUAAUUUAUAUCACAUAAUUUAGCACAGUAUAUACAACUUUCUCCCUCAAAUCAUGUCCCUCUUACUUAUUUUUUAUGAUUGUAUCUCUCAUGUCAGCAGGUUAUAUUAUUGCAAAAAUGGAUGUGGCAAACAUAAAAUGCUUUUACUUUUUAAAAAUUGGAACAAAUGAAUAUGUAGUUAUUUUCUGUGUGUUUUAGAGUGGCAUUGUCAAUAUCAUAUCCUAACUGGAUAAUUAAAAAGAAGAAACUCUAAUAGAUUAUCUCAGCUUUUGAGUGGGAUUAACCUAAAUAAUCACACACAAAAUAUAAUUUAUCUUUCUUUUAAAAGCAUUCCAGAGAAUGAGAUUUCAUAAACUUUAAUCCAGUUUAAAAAACUGCCUGGUGAUUUUACAUACAUAACACAAACUCUUCCUUCUUCAUUUAAACUGAAUCUGCAGGUAUCUAACUUUCCUCAUUUGGACACAUGCGUACAUGCAAUCUCUGCAGGUUUUUCUUUAGCAUUAUUAGACCUUAAGGGGAAAAUGAUCUUGCCAGUGUGAUUAUGCUUUUCUACCACCUUUUUUCCCCUCCACCUGAAGGGUUGGUGGUUUAAUGUGAGAAUCCAGUUAUCUUAUGGCCUUAUCUCUUAAAAAUAUUUUAGAUGUUUCCAUAUCCUUUUUAAUAGCUUGAACUGAAAUGACUGGUUUGGUAAUUUGGGCAGAUCAUUAAUUGUUGUUAUUAAUAAGUUAUAAUCUUAAUAAUUCAAAAGAUCUAAUAAAAACUGAUAACUUAAGUGGCGGCCCAUUUUGCAAGUGAAAAACUGAAUUUGUGCAUUGGUUUGGCUUUACUUCAAUUUGCUAACUGAUUUUGGUAGUUCACAUAAAAAUGUCAAGAUAUGCAGUUUAGGUCUGAGGUACUCAGAAAAUCUUUAGAUCCUUUAUUCAGGGAUACUGGUUGAGCUGGUACAGAUAAUUAUCCUGUUAAGCCAAGGAUCCUGGAUCCUUUUCUAUCACUGAUGUUAAAGGGAAACAUGAAUUUCAGCUACUACAUUGUAUAAACCAUAUUUUAUUGAAACUAGAUCAGUGUACCAUGAUUUCAGAGAUAAAAAUUUGUUAUCUUAGAAUUAAGUAUAGUGUAACAGUUGGUUUCUAAAUGUAGUUUUAUUUCAGGGGCCAUUAUUGAACCUGUGGGUAUGUUAUGGUGUAAUGUUGUAAUUUCUGUACUUGUAAAUUUAAAACAGUAAUGAUAUUGAAAAAAAUGGACAAAUGUUUAUAUUUUUAGUUCCAAAGCAACUUCAACUUUGCCUCAUAUACAAAUAUUUUAAUUUUCUUUCUUAAAAUAUCUGUAAACCACUAGUUUAAUCCUCCAAUCUGAAUUUAGAAAGAAAACUGUCCUACUGAUUAGGAAGUAAACAAGCAGCUAAUUCAUAAAAAUAUUCUCUUUGUGGGUAUUGUUUUUUUUUUCCUUGUGAAGUAGACACGUAAUUCCCUUGAGUAUUGUUGGUAGGCAUUCUGCCAUCUUUUAGUGUCAGUUUAAAAGCAAGAGAUCAUACGGAAAAAACGUACCAUGUAAUUAUGAUGUAUCAUAUCUAUUGUGAUUACAUCGUGCACAGAGAAUAGUUCUUAUAAUUCAAGUGAUAAAAACUUGAAAAAAAAUACCACCUUUUUCACAUUGGAAACUUCCAAGUACCAUUUUUUUUUUAGAGGAAAAGGUUUAUAUCUGAAUUAUAUUAAAGUAUAAAAUAGUCCUGAUGAUUUUUUUUAAACAUUUUGGAAAUGUUUACUAAGUUCCUAUAAUCAUUAUUAUUUUAGACAGGCUUGAAAACUUGAAAUUGUAAAAGUUAUAAUUGAAAUUAAAUAAAUAGUGAAUAACUUUCAGAAUUUGGUAGGAUACAAGAGUGCCCCUUUGUCAAAAUUUGUUUUGGCUUAAUUUGCAUAUUAGGUAAAAAUUGGAUGUUUUUUGUGUAUUCAAGUAUGCAUUAAAUUCUUUCAAUAGUAAAAAAUCAAAUUAUAACCAUAGUGAAUAUUUUUAUUAAUCUUGUCCUUGUUCAGUAUCUUGCAUAGAUGUUUACUAUAAUUGUUCCAAAUUGUGCAGUAUGUAGACAACGUUGUGUGAAGUGUGUUUUGGAUUUGUGCAUUUAACUUUUUUGUGUAACUAGGGCUCUGAGUGACAGGUUUUUUUGCUAAAGAGAAACUAUAUUUAAAUAUUCAAAUAAUUAUAUAUUUCCAUGUAAAACUAAUGUGAAGAGUAAUGUAUUUUUUAUAAUGCAAUUUAAAGAGUAAGUUUGUUUUCAAAGUUAUCAAGAUAAAAUUGAUCAAAGAAUUGAAAUUUGCCUCUACUUUCUCUUCAUGUUAGGAACUUUAUCUGGGAAUACUUAAGGAAUCAUAGAUUAAUGAAAACAGAAGUUCAUUUUAUAAAUGGUCCUAGAGAUAAUAAAUAGGGAAAUAUAAAUGUUGAUGCUGGUGAGAAAAUAGUUUAACCAAAGAUAUGCAGGUUAUGUUCAAUGAAGUAGUUAUUUCAAAGGAUUAAAAUUAAACAACUGUUUCUUUGGUGGAGUGGUGGGUUAGCAACUUUUUACUUUGUAUACCUGUAUUGGAAGAGUCAGUGAACAGGACUGAGUUCAGGAGGCAGUAUCUAUAUCAUUAUUUGACACCUACUGGAAGAGAGAACUUUGGUGCCUCCAAUACCAUAGCGUAUGUUUUAAAGAACGAGAAAACAUGGAAGAGUGUAUCUGUGUCAGUGAGGUCAGUGCCUUUGGCCUCAGCAGUAUUGACUUCUAGAGUUUUUUGGUCCAGGAUUAUAUUGUUAAGAUGAACAACAGACUUCUCUUUAUAUAAAAAAGUUAAUAGAGUAAAAAUGUAAGAUGGAAGCUCAUUUUCAAUAAAGGACUUUUAUGUAUAGAAAAAAAUGUGGAAAUAUGUGAAAAAUCAUGUAAUUAGGAAAUUACACAUCAAAAUGUCAACGUAAGAAGAUUACAGGCUGAGGAGGAGUCUCAACAUUUCCUUAUACUUCAUUGAGACCGUAAAUAGUAGGGAAGUAACAGUAUAUUUAAUGUUUCCUUUGUUCUUCUUAUACUUGAUUGUACAAUACAUAUUUAAAAAUUUCUCCCAAAGUAUUUUAAAUUAUUUACCUUGACUAAGGAGUUGUCUAGGAUGAACUAUAGUUUGCUGCUGAAUCUUUGAAGCAUGAACUUUCACUUUUCUCUAUGUUUAUAAUUUAUUACAUGCAUGUUGCUUUUUUCAUGCAUUUUAUUUUCUGAAUUUUUAAGCUGGACAUGUAUGUGUACAUGUUGAGCCCUCACUAAGUACCAGGCAUUGUUCUAGACUUUUAACCUGUAUUAUCUCAUUUGAUUUUCAAAGAGCCCGUUUGAGUUAGGCACUAUAGUUGUGACUAAAUAGUGGAUGAGAAAAUUAAGGCAUAGAGCCUCAAUUUUGGGAUUACAAAUGAAUGUUGACUGUAAUCAAAUGGGGACUACAGAUAAUCCCCAUUCCCAUCCCCAGUCCCAGGCCACCCCUAAUCUACUGUCUGUCUUUAUAGUUUAGCUUUUUCUGGACAUUUCAUAUAAAUGGCAUCAUACAAUAUGUUGUCUUUUGUGUCUGACUUUUUUCAUUUCCCAAAAUGUUUUGGAGGGUCAUUCAUGUAGCAUGUAUCAGUAUUUUCUUCUUUUUUAAAUUGCUGAAUAGUACUUAUAAUUAGUUUUUAAUGAAGCUGGUAACAGAACACUGGUCUUCUGAUGACAAAUAUGAUAAAAACUGUUAGGUUUGAGGCUAGAUGUUCCUUUAUGCCUCUCAUACCUGUUAUCCUCGAUCACUACCCCAAAUCCACGACCACCUGGAUAUCUGCCUUUGUGAGUGCUCUUAUUGCAUACUUGAAUGCUUUAUGCUUCCUCUGUCUUUGACUCUUAUUUCCUUUAGUGACCAUCUUGGCAUUCUUUUCACUGUGCUUUGUGAAUUUUCAUUUUCAGUGUCAACACAUUACUCUGUGUUCCCAAUCCUUUCAUUUUGAAUUGCUUGCAAGUGAUCAAACUGAGAUUCAUAUUCAAGUUGCCUAUUAUUCUAACCUACAUGAGCAGUAAAGCCAGGAAUUGUUGAUGAUGUACAGGUCAUAGUGAAAGUUCUGGUUUAAAAUUACUGUACUACAUAACCACAGUGUACAUCAUCAAAAUCAGGAAAUCAAUAUUGAUAUAAUACAACCCUCUACUCCACAGGCCUUGUUUGGAUUUUACAGAUUGUUCCAAAAUAUUCUCUAUAGGUCCAGGAUUAAAUUCAGGAUCACAUACUGUCGUGAUUCUAGUUUCCUUCAGUAUGGAGCCGUUCCUCAGCCUUUAUUUUUUAUAACUUGACAUUUUGAAGUGUACAAACAAGUUUCUUUGUGGAAUGUCCCUCAGUUUGAGUUUGUGUGAUGUUUCUUCAUAAUGCUUUUCUUUGCGGGGGCAGGGCAGAAAUUCUGUGGACUUCUCAGUGUAUCAUAACAGAAGCCAUGUGAUGUCAAUUUGAAUAAAU